Messenger RNA from Myxocyprinus asiaticus (Chinese sucker), 3315 nucleotides. Its product is annotated as post-GPI attachment to proteins factor 4-like. Gene Ontology annotation, biological process: GPI anchor biosynthetic process. Gene Ontology annotation, molecular function: glycosyltransferase activity. NCBI's taxonomy places the organism in Eukaryota, Metazoa, Chordata, Actinopteri, Cypriniformes, Catostomidae. The record is from RefSeq and is a predicted model, not a curated record. The transcript has 2 exons. The coding region runs from base 332 to 1522 and encodes 396 amino acids. Gene Ontology annotation, cellular component: Golgi membrane.
GAUCACGAUUGAAGGUCUGAUGUGAUCUGCUGUACGAUUUUGGGAUUGUAACCUGCCAGAAAACUAAAGAAGAAAGACGAAACGAUUCUGGUGACCUGGUUCACUGCUCUAAUUCAGUAACCGAGUUAAUGACACGGUUGCUGUAAUAUUCUGACAGAUACUGGUGGUGUAUGAACAUCUUAAAAAGCCUCAUAUUUGAGUGCUUCAUUGAUAUGUGGAGUGAUACUCCUGAAAGUGACUCUUUGGCUGGAGUUUGGAUCAUCCCACCUGUGCGUCAUAUCAGUCGCCUCUGCUUUGAAAGCUAGUCUGAUCUUAGUCUAAAAGGACGCAGAUGUUUCGAUGGAGGACCUGUAUCAACAAGCACUUUCGACGGUCCAGCCCUGUAGCUCAAGUGUUGCUUUUGUGUGUUUUAACCUUUGGAGUGAUACUGCCUAUAUGCUGUCACCGUUUACUGUACUCAUAUUAUUUUUUAAACACUCUGUAUCUUGAUUCGUUGAGCGAUGCAGCUCUACAAGAGAGCUACAACAGGGCUCAGGAGGCCCUGGGUUUCUGGGAGGGUGUGGACUCUAAAGAAAGCCUGAAGGACCCAGUGGAAAUGGUGGCUAAGAAACCGGAUCUCUUGGUCACUGUUGUGACAGCCAGCAGAACGGAGGGUAGGGACUAUCACUACCUGUUGCAGGUGACUCAACGGCUCGCGUCGCUCCUUAAAGCCUGCGGUGAUAAACCAUGUGCCGAGGUCAUGCUUUGUGAUGUCGAAAGUGGGCCUUCUUUGAACGAGGAUGCAUUGCUUCUGGAGAAACAGUUCCUAGUUGUUCGACGAUCUCCAGAUGAAAGGCGUAAGAUCAGAGAAGCUGUAAACAUCUUCGAGAAGGAGAAAAGAGAUUACGUUUACUGCCUAAGGAAGGGAUGGGACCUUAUGAGGCCAAAAAACGUCAUUGUCCUGGAGGAUGAUGCACUGCCAGGGACGGAUUUUUUUCCAUUGAUUAAAAACUUGCUCUCACGGAAGUUUGCUCGUAACACUCUGUACGUGAAGCUCUACCACCCAGAGCGUCUGCAGAGGUACUGGAAUCCGGAGCCGUUUCGCAUUCUGGAAUGGCUGGGACUUGGCAUGUUUGGUGCAACAAUCCUUCUCCUCAUAUUUUCCCACUGUACGUAUCUCUCUUUUACCCUCUCCUUUCCUCAUCUUCUCUUUCUGACUCUUUAUGUAAUGGCUGUGGUUGAGCUGGCAGGGAGGCACUAUCUAAUGGAGAUUAGACGCCUUUCCCCCCAACUGUAUGCCGUGUCACCUGCCACUGAAUGCUGUACUCCCGCUAUGCUCUUUCCGGGCAACGCUUCCAUUCGAGCAGCAGAGUACCUGGACCAGGUCGAAUGUGCUCAGGGUAAUGCAAAAGACAUGGUACUGUACAAGAUUGUCAGAUCGACACCAGGAGAGAGGGCUCACAGCGUUGAACCCAAUGCGAUCAAGCAUAUUGGAGCGUACUCCUCCGUCAGGUUCAAUCCCCUUCGACCCAGGUUAAUUUGAAAUUAGCACAUGCUCAUGAAGGACUUUAGCAUAAUAGCACAGAGCCUGGAUUAGGGCCUUUUGGCAGCAUAUCCGACCCUUUUCCAUAUACUCUCAUUCAUUUGGAUAUGAAUAACAAAACAGGAACUUGAUUAGCACUAUGAAGCACUGUACAUGUGACUGCUCAUUUAUGGCUGUUCCAGACACAGUUGCACUAAGCUUUCAAACCAAUUUCUUGGCCAAAGAGUCGAAUGUGGUCUUUUUUUUUUAAUUCACACUUUACAAUUUUAUAUAUAUAUAUUUGAGAUUAAAUGAAGGUUUAUUGUUGUUAUAUUAGGUAUUUACACACUGUAAAAUGUCUUGUUGUUUCAACUUAAAAAAGUAAGUUUUCAUGCUGCCUUAAAAUUUUAAGUUGUGUCAGCUUAAAGGAAUGUUCCGGUUUCAAUACAAGUUAAGCUCAAUCGACAGCAUUUGUGGCCCCAUUGACCUCCACUGUAAGUGCCUCACUGUAACACGGAUUUUUGCUUUUUUUAAGGAAAAGGAGGGACGAGUCUAAAGUACGUUUUGUGGUAAUCAACAUUAUGCCACAAAUGCUGUCCAUUGAGCUGAACUUGUAUUGAACCCAGAACAUUCCUUUAAGAGGGAACGUUUUUAAACAGAACAUAAAGUUUACUUAAAUCAGUGUAACUUGUCAAAUGAGUUUUUAGGUAAACUUGAUGUUCUUAGUUCAAUCAACUUUUUAAUUUAGUUCAAACUGAACAUAGAAGUUAUAUAAGUUUAAUAUAAUUGAUAACCCUAGAGGUAAUUAGGGCUAUACCAUUGUCAGAAGUAAAAUAAAUGGCCAAUUAAUAGUAAAUAACCAGUUGAAGAUCCGAGACCAACGUCUAAUCCAUUUAUCAUAUUCAAACUUUAGUGUGCCAAGGAGACACGCAUGGGCUCAUAUUACAAUGGUGGUGACAAUCAUCAAACACUUCAUUGAGUAAAAAGAUGAGCUCUGAAUUAUUACUACAUCACAAAUAACUGAAAGCAACAAACACAACAACCAACAGCAUAAAUUCAAGCAGCAAACAGUAAUACAACGAAAAGACAGUAACACUACGAUUUGCGUGAUUCAUUCAUGCCGCAGUGCAUGCUGGGAAUCCGAGCGUGAUAUGCGUAGUUCUCUUGACUUAUAUUUUUUAUUUCAAACUGAAUAGUUUUUAUAAGUUCAGUAACUUAUCACAAGUUCAGCAAACAACUUAAAUAAUUGAGUUGUCUCAACAAGAUGAAUUCAGGGCAGUUAUUCUAACUGUAUAUUUUAAGUUAUAACUAAAAAAGAAUUUUUUACAGUGCACUUGCUGGAGAUAUAAUCAUAUUUCACUGUUGACUUUAUGCAUAGCACAGCAGCAAUAAUAAUUCAACAGUUUGAGCAUGCUUUGAGAUGAUUAUAUUUGUCCAAAAACACGGUUUGAAUAAUGUUUUCGAAUCUUUUGGAAGAUUUUUGUGCUUGCUUUGGACCAUUGUCAUUUAGAGAGCUGUUUGUCUUGUAAAAUUAUUUUUAAUCAACAUUUAUCAAAAUGCAGAAAUGAAUGGAUCUGAGCCUUAUGUAUGACAAAAUUUGCACUCGUGUAUUCAGAUAUUUAGCAUUUUAAUUUGAAUUAAAUUGACCUAACCCAAAUGUUUUUGUCAGUCACACUACUUGUCUUUCAAAGAUAUUUUUUGUUUCAUUUUCAUCAUGACAAAAAACAUUAAAAGAUGCUUAUCUAUUUAUUCUUCAGAAUCUAUGGAUUUGAUAAAAAUCACUUGUAAAAAAAUAAAAAUAACAAUGUUUUCAA